Molecule: messenger RNA, 2493 nt
Organism: Aedes albopictus (Asian tiger mosquito)
Lineage: Eukaryota; Metazoa; Arthropoda; Insecta; Diptera; Culicidae
Product: tRNA pseudouridine synthase-like 1
Exons: 7
Coding region: 987-1964 (325 amino acids)
Biological process (GO): tRNA pseudouridine synthesis
Molecular function (GO): pseudouridine synthase activity; RNA binding
Source: RefSeq, a predicted model, not a curated record
UGAAAUACAAACACGAGUUUUAUUGUGGUGUUGAACAAGCUAUUUAGUUGAAUAGUAUUAGUAAAUCGUGAACGCAAAUUUCAGUGAUCAAUAUGCACCGCGCAGUCAGGGUAGUUACCCAAAAGCUGGGAUGAUAAAAAUCUCACCUUAUGUUCAUCAGUACUUACAAUCUUUGUAAGAUGUUCAAAGAUAUGAGUCUUAGAAUCGAUCUAAUAAGGAGAUUUACAACCUCAAACUAGCUCAACUAGAAAGGUGUCUAGUUACCAUUGUCAGAAAUUCUCUAUCUAGACACUACUGCAAUUACAUUAUUUAUUACGAGAAUUCCUGAAAGUAAGGAAACGCGAACAAAUAUAACCGUUGACUACAUAUGUAACAUAAACACAAACGGUACCUAAUGCAAUAUAUUCGAGAGAGACUUUCUCUAAACCUUCCAACAAAUCACAACACGGAAUCAUCAUCUGGAUUAAAUUAUGGAUCUACAAAUGUGCCGGAUACAACCGAUACUCCCCCGAGGCCUCCUAGCCGCAAGACUCGAGACGGUACUAAAUUGUCAGAGGUGAUAGUUUCUCCAACGAUCUCAACCAUAUCAGAAUCGGUUAGUCAGCAUGGCAGCAUUCAGCCGGGGUCGACUUAUGUGACACCCUUUCAAAGCCCUGUUGUAUCGGAAAAAUGGUCACCGCACAGUGCGUCCACGGAGAAAUCCCCCACAUCGGUUGAUAGUGUUCAUUUUCAAAGCCACAACCAAUACGUGGGCUACCCCAGUAGAUACCCGACGCCAGUAACGAAUGGCUACGUGAAUCAUUCAUUCGUUGAUGCUACCGGAAGUACCGCGACAAAUUUGAAUCGAAACAGUCAUCAAACACAUACGACGUCACGACGACCGGCGCUUCAACAGAUCGGAUCGACAUCGUUCCACGUUUCGUGUUCAGCACCGGUGCCGAAUGCAUUUUCCUCUUCCGGUUUGGCGCUGUUUUCAAACGUUAUAAAUGAAUCGUUAUCUAAUAAAUUUAUCGUACAUUGGUACUCAGUUCAGGGGUAUUCAGAAGAACCUCCUGAAAGACUCGAGCCACUUGGAGGAUCCGCACUCGGUUGAGGGAGUGCUCGAAAUCGCUCUGAAGAAAUUUGCACCGGUAAACGAGUUCAAAAUUAAGCUGUCCAGUCGGACCGAUGCUGGGGUUCACGCCUUACACAACACCGUACAUGUGGACUUGGAACGACCAAAUGGGAGACCGUACAAAACGUACAAAUUGACCCAAGGACUGAACAGGACUUUCGGUUCCAAAGGGCUACCGAUCAGAAUACUCGACACAAAGCUGGUUCCAAUGACCUGCCACGCCAGGCUAUGCGCCAAGUCUCGUACCUACCUCUAUCGAUUGGGAGUGCUGAGGCCUCAGUUUUGCGAUAAUGUCGACAGCCAUCCCUUCAGCCGCUUUGUGCCGAUCGAUGAAUACGACCGGUGCUAUUUCAUAGCCCAUAAACAUUUUGACAUAGAACUAUUGAAAAGGGUGGCCAGCACUUUUCAAGGAUAUCAUGACUUUCGCACGUUUAUGUCUGUUACUCGUGGAAACGAUCGACAGCACGAUCCCACCUUUACGCUAAGAAGUAUUGAGCAUAUUUCCAUCGACAGAGGUAUUUCUAUGGCAUCGGCGUUUAAUCGGGAGAUAGCUGAGAGGUACUACGAAUAUUGGGAUAUUCGAAUAAAGGGGCGGUCGUUCCUCUACAAGCAGGUUCGUCGAAUGGUAGGAGCCUGGAUCGGUGCGGCAGAGAAUCGCCUAAGCGAACGCGACAUCUAUCGUAUGCUGACGGUGCCCUCCCAACGCUCGUGGUGCGAUCAAGCAGUCGUUGCACCGGCAUACGGAUUGUUCCUAUGUCAAGUCGAGUACGAUCCAUCCGAUUUGGAAUUCCCGGAAGAUGAGCUUCCUGGAGCAGCUGCGGAAAAGCAAACAGUUGUUGCAACCAACUGAAACCACCGUCACCUACAUGGACGGUAGCCGGAAGGUAUUCCGAGGUGAAAUGGAACGGGAUGCUCCGGCACGGUUAGGUUUUAUCGUGGAUACCAGCCCUGAUCAGGUGCCGGCGUGCAUUUUAAGCAACUUACUUUAUUUGGGAUCACAAGACUGCGUGCGUAAAGAGGUUCUGGAGAAGUACGGUAUCACCCACGUGUUGAGUGUUGGCAUCGAAACGCCACCCUUCGAUGAGUGUCAUCACAGUGUUAAGACGAUCUUUGUUGAAUGUUUGGACUUACCCGAGACCAACCUCCAAGACGUUCUGAAACAAACAAAUGAAUACAUCGAACGGUGUCGACUAGACGGGGGCAAAAUCCUGGUCCACUGCAAUGCCGGAGUGUCACGUUCCACAUCAGCCGUAAUUGGAUAUUUGAUGGCUCACCAUAAUUACACGUUUCUUCAAGCGCUGGGCCUAGUCAAAAGUAAAAGACCUUGCGUACAACCAAAUGUUGGCUUUAUUAAUCAAUUAAAAAAAUUGCAGUAACAA